Molecule: messenger RNA, 1172 nt
Organism: Notolabrus celidotus (New Zealand spotty)
Lineage: Eukaryota; Metazoa; Chordata; Actinopteri; Labriformes; Labridae
Exons: 5
Coding region: 200-808 (202 amino acids)
Source: RefSeq, a predicted model, not a curated record
UUAGCUGCUUGUUCAUCCAGGAGGAUUCUGGGUCCACAGUGUUCAGAGGUUUGUUCAGAUUUGAAGGAACAGCCUCAGAGACUCUGUUCUCCUUCACAUCUAAAGAGGGGCGCUGAUUUGCUAACAAGUUAGAGAUGAUGGGAGCAGAGUGAGGAAACUAUCUGGAGAGGGAUUCAAAACUUAAAGAGAGACUCCUGCGAUGGCUCCAGAGCUGCUGACCGUCAUCGUGGCUUCAGGCUCCUGUGUCGUCAUCGGUUUGGUGAUCCUGUUGCUGGUAGUGGUUUACUACAGCAAAUAUCCUCUGUGCUGCAGAUCCAGAGCCAACAGGACCGAGCACUACAGUGAUGAUGAAGCUCAUCAUUACCACAGCAGGCACACUUUGAUUGGCAUGGCCCAGAAUGAGCAAAGUGCUGCGAUGGUCCAGGGAGCUGCUGGACCACAGCUUCCUGGAAGGUUGUUUAUAAUUGGGAAGCCUGCUGACUACUACCUGAACGGGGGCUUGCCCAGGCUGCCGUCCUAUGAGAGCGUCCGUAAGAAGGACCGACAGAGAGAGAUCCACAGCAUGAUCUCACAGCGCUUCGGCCUGAAUGGCUCUCCAAUCGAGCCUCCACCAACGUACGAAGAAACCCUUCGCCAGUCAGCUGAGGUUUCCCCUUCAGACCUGCACACUCUGGAUGUUCACCUGUCAGUCCACAGCCAGGAUGAUUCCUCACAGCUCAAUGAAGACUCAAACCAACCAUCCUCAGCACUCCAGUCCCUGCCCUCCCCCUCCUAUUCCAGCUCCAGCUCCAGAUUUCUGUCUAUCUGAGUCAGCUGCCGGACUCACAGACUUGUGAUGUUAGAGCCAAGAGAGUGGGACUAUCAGGAGUUUCUGGAAGGAACUUCUUUUCUUUCAGGCAGAGCUGUUGAUUAUGCUCAGAGCUUUUCUCAUGAUAAUGACUCUGACUCAAGCUGUACACUCCAAGAGUGAUGGUGACACAUCGCUGCAUUGUUUGUGCAAUUACUGGCAGGUUUUAAGUGGUGUUGUUGUUUUCCUGGAACUGUUGAACGGGAAGGGUGAACCAACAAUAUGCUUCAUUGGAAAACAACCGAGACAUUUGUAACAAAGAUUUUUCCUUCAUUCUUAGAGAACAGAGUUUAAACCAAUUAAAUCAGAAGUGUUCAGUGUUGCA